This is a messenger RNA of Orussus abietinus, 753 nucleotides long. Its product is annotated as histidine-rich glycoprotein-like. The transcript has a single exon. The coding region runs from base 1 to 753 and encodes 250 amino acids. Lineage: Eukaryota; Metazoa; Arthropoda; Insecta; Hymenoptera; Orussidae. The record is from RefSeq and is a predicted model, not a curated record.
AUGGCAGCCUUCUGGGGUGGAUUCCCGGCCCUGGCGCUGCUCCUUGUUGGCCUGACGGUGAUGGUCACCGCCAGAGACAUCAGGAACCGCCGUGACCUGGAGACCGCUGCCUCGCAUCAUCACCAUCACCAUCAUGAGAAAGGAGGCGGCGACGAGCAUCACGAGGAUCAUCACGAACAUCACGGAGAGAAGGGAGAAAAGGGGUACAAGGGCCACCAUGAGCACGAUAAGGGACAUAAGGGGCACCACGACAAGGAGCAUCAUCAUGGGCAUCACGAGGAACACGGCGGGCACAAGAAGCAUCAUCACCACGAUGAUGGGUACCAUGAUGAACAUCACAAGGGGGAAAAGGGGGAGAAGGGACACAAGUUCCACGAGAAAGGCAGCUAUGGGAAGGGACAUCACACGAAGGGGCAUCACGAAGUCAAGAAGUUAGACGAGUACAAGAAGGAUAAGGAGUUCCAUGAUGAGCAUCAUGAUCACGGGCAUCACGAGAACCACGGAGGCCACCAUCAUGAGCAUGGACACAAGAAGGGACAUCAUCACAAGAAAGGGCAUCAUCAUCAUGGGCAUCAUGAGGAUGACCACGGACACAAGGGUCAUCAUGAGAAGGGACAUCACCACCACGAUCACAAGGGACAUAAGGGACAUGACGGACAUGAUGAGCAUCACCAUCAUCACCAUAGUCAUGGCAAGAAAGGUGGUCACGAUGAUCACAAGGAAUGGCAUUACCACCAUGGCGGCAAACAUUAA